Molecule: messenger RNA, 888 nt
Organism: Acanthosepion pharaonis
Lineage: Eukaryota; Metazoa; Mollusca; Cephalopoda; Sepiida; Sepiidae
Source: the annotation of a GenBank genome assembly
AUGCAGCAGAGUGACGAUGUCUCCACAUCCGACGGCAGUGGGGGUGACGCCUCGGCCCCAGCUCCCAGGACGGAUCAUUCGCCGUCCACUAAGAUCCAGCGGGUCAAGGGGGUGAUGGCUGACUUGGAGAAGCAGCUGGCCCAACCAGAUCUGACACCACAACCAACACCGAUUAAAUCAACACCGAGACAAUCUACACCACUACCAUCACCGAGACCAACAUCAGCAAGACCACCAACACCACCACCAAAAACUGUUAACCUCCCAUCCUCUGUCCCACCUUCCCCGACCAAAGCAAAGACUCUGCCACCGCCUCCAAGAGCCCGCUCGUCAUCCCCCCAAAAGAGGGCCACAACCCCGGUGCACAAGGGGGAGACUCCCCCCCAAAAAGACUUUGCUACAUCGGGGAAGAGACUGAGAAGCCCCUCGGAGGAUGUCGACGGAAAGAGGCGGAAGGCAAAGCUCACCGAUAGCGCACAGAAGGCCAAAGACUUUGGCAGGAGGACAAUGACCCUAUGCGGAAACGCUACCAGCUCACUCCUGCAGCUUCCUGCCGUCUCCAGCUCACUUCUGCAGCUACCAGCAGUCUCCAGCUCACUUCUGCAGCUUCCAGCAAUCUCUGGCUCACUCCUGCAGAACUUCACUGACGUCCAGCGACCAGUUCCAACCUCCGGAUACCGUUCCCCCGGCUCACUCCUGCAGCGUUUCACUGACGUCCAGCGACCAGUUCCAACCUCCGGAUACUGUUCCCGAACAAACGACCUCUGUCGCCUUACCACCCACUGUUCACAAAUAAAGACACGAUUUCCAUCGUCUACAGCGGACCAUCUGCGUUUGUCAUCCUUCUUUGCUAUUGCCAACUCCUUGCCUUUGUGUCCCCUUUUUUAG